Messenger RNA from Pipistrellus nathusii (Nathusius's pipistrelle), 711 nucleotides. The record is from the annotation of a GenBank genome assembly. NCBI's taxonomy places the organism in Eukaryota, Metazoa, Chordata, Mammalia, Chiroptera, Vespertilionidae.
AUGGCUCCGGACCCCUGGUUCUCCACAUAUGAUUCUACUUGUCAAAUUGCACAAGAGAUUGCUGAGAAAAUUCAACAAAGAAACCAGUAUGAAAGAAAUGGUGAAAGUACAACCAAGCUUACCGUGACAAUCAGAGUUUUGUUGCAGAAUUUGAAGGAAAAGAUCGCCCUUUUGAAGGACUUAUUGCUAAGAGCUGUGUCAACACAUCAGAUAACCCAGCUUGAAGGGGACCGAAGACAGAACCUACUGGAUGAUCUUGUAACCCGAGAGAGACUCCUUCUGGCAUCCUUUAAGAAGGAGGGUGCAGAGCCCGAUCUCAUCAGGUCCAGCCUGAUGACGGGAGGGGCUAAGCGAGGCGCACCCAACCCUUGGCUCUUUGAGGAGCCGGAGGAGACUAGAGGCUUGGGUUUUGAUGAAAUCCGGCAGCAGCAGCAGAAAAUCAUCCAAGAACAGGAUGCAGGCCUCGAUGCCCUUUCUUCUAUCAUAAGUCGCCAAAAGCAAAUGGGGCAAGAGAUUGGGAAUGAGCUGGAGGAACAAAAUGAGAUCAUCGACGACCUUGCCAACCUGGUGGAGAACACCGAUGAGAGGCUCCGCACCGAGACCCGGCGGGUGACCCUGGUGGACAGGAAGUCGACGUCCUGCGGAAUGAUCAUGGUGAUUCUCUUGCUGCUCGUGGCUAUUGUGGUGGUUGGGGUCUGGCCCACCGGCUAG